AUGUUCUGUGACUAUUCAGGAGGGUCAUGCAGAGAUGGUACCAGACAGGAAGAAGUGGAAGGGGAACUCAGUGAAGAAGAACGCUGGUUUGGAAAUUCUUCAGAAACUCCUUCAGAAGCAUCAUAUGGAGAAGUCCAGGAGAACUUUAAGUUGUCUCUCGAGGACAGAAUCCAAGAGCAGUCCACUUCCCCGGAUACCUCUUUGGGAAGUGCAACGCCGAGCAGCAACGCAGCGGAGCUGGGAUCCAUUGAAAAUGAGGCACUAAGAGACACGUUGCAGAGCAAAGAGCACCUUUCUCCUGAUGUGUCAUCUCUGUGUGAAGAAGAGCCUCCUGGUCCAAAUAAGCCACUGAGCAGUAACCUGAGGCGGCUCCUGGAGGCUGGCUCCCUCAAGCUGGAUGCCGCUGUUACAGUCAAUGGCAGAGUUGAGUCCCCCGUAAACCUUGGCUCGAACGUCUCCUUCUCUCCACCUGCUCAUCACGCCCAGCAGCUGAGUGUUCUUGCCAGAAAGCUCGCUGAGAAACAGGAACAAAGUGACCAAUACAAUGCAAGCAGUCACUUUAUAUGGAAUCAAGGUAAGUGGUUGCCAAACUCAACCACCACCUGUGGUUUGUCCCCUGAUUCAGCUAUCCUGAAACUGAAAGCCGCAGCCAAUGCCGUUCUGCAGGACAAAUCUUUUUCGAGGACUGAAGACCCCAUAAGAUUUGAAUCCUUUUCCUCACCUUUCAGUUCUCAGUCAGCCAGCUCCACGUUAGCAGCUUUAUCUAAGAAAGUGAGUGAAAGAAGCAUGACUCCUGGGCAGGAGCACCCGCCUCCGGCGAGUUCUUUCCUUUCUCUGGCUUCCAUGACCUCUUCAGCUGCCCUUCUCAAGGAGGUUGCUGCAAGGGCUGCAGGCACCCUCUUGGCUGAGAAGAAGAAGUCGCUGGUUCCCGAGGAUCCCCUGCAGCUUUCGGAGAUGAAACAAGAGAAAGCAACUCCGCCACAGUCUUUGGAAUUAUUGUUACUACCAGUCCCUAAGGGAAGAGCAUCCAAACCCACUAGUACAGCCUCAGAAGAGGAAGGGGGAAAACCUUUCCAGUGUCCGAUCUGUGGUUUGGUUAUCAAGAGGAAGAGUUACUGGAAACGGCACAUGGUGAUUCACACAGGUUUGAAGAGUCAUCAGUGCCCACUCUGUCCAUUUCGCUGUGCACGCAAGGACAAUCUCAAGUCACACAUGAAGGUUCAUCAGCACCAAGACAGGGGCGAGACCUUUCAAUGCCAGCUUUGCCCUUUUACCUCCUCCCGCCACUUCAGCCUGAAACUCCAUAUGCGUUGCCAUCAACAUUUCCUCAGGACAGAAUCUAAAGUGAAGGAGGAAAUACCAGAAACUGAGGUGAAGGGGUCACCACAGCUAAACAGUGACUCCUGCCCGGGACCACAGAGGGAAGGAGGUGGACCUGACCUCACGGGAUCAGCAUCUGUAUCUAAAACACCUGAUGUGGCUGGGCAGCCUGGUGGGGGUGUUCCACCUUUACUGGUGAAAGAAGAGCCCAAAGACGACAGUGGUGUCUCAGCUGCACCUUUUGCUCUUAGCACUGUUGACAGAGCCCCCAACAACACAAAGCUGAAAGACUCCUCUGACUUUGUGGCCAACACAGCAUCAGCACUAUUCAGCCAAGACAUCUCUGUCAAGAUGGCAUCAGAUUUUCUUAUGAAGCUGUCAGCUGCAAAUCAAAAAGAGCCUUUGACUCCUAAUUUUAAAGUGAAAGAGGAGCCUAAGGAUGAGGAAGCUGCAAGUUCAGCCGUGUCUCAGUCCAGCUAUGUGUUCAGCCAAGAAUCUGAAGCCUCAGCUCCAAACAUCCCUGAGGAGAAACUCAAGCCACAGGAAGCACAGGCAAAUGUGAUGAGGCAGGACAUGUCAGUCAAGGCAGCGUCUGAGCUCCUCAUGAAGCUCUCAGCUGAGAGUUUCAAGGAAACCCAGAUGGUAAAGAUAAAGGAAGAACCAAUGGAAGUUGACAUUCAUGACUCGCAGGCUUCAGCGUCCCCCAGCCAACCCAGCCAAAAUGUUGGCUACAGCACUUUAUUAGGGAGAGACAUUAGUGAACGGAUACAGAAGGCACCAGAAGGCCGUGUGCUCCCAGAAAGAAAUCUGUUCAGCCAAGAUAUAUCAGUGAAGAUGGCAUCUGAGCUGCUCUUCCAGUUAUCAGAAAAGGUGAGCAAAGAGCACAACCACAAUAAAGACAACACCAUCAGAACUACAGCCAGCCCUUUCUUUUCUGAAGACACAUUUAGACAAUCACCAUUCACUUCCAACUCAAAAGAUCUCCUGCCUAAUGAAACUACUCUUCAUGGAAGGACGUCUGCAUCAGAAACGGAAAAGCUGGGGCUGGAGGUGGGGAAUGGAUUGCCGUCUUGGAAAUUUAACGACCAGCUCUUUCCCUGCGACGUGUGUGGAAAAGUGUUUGGUCGACAGCAGACUCUGUCCCGGCAUCUCUCACUGCACACAGAAGAGAGAAAAUACAAAUGCCACUUGUGCCCCUAUGCUGCUAAGUGCCGUGCUAACCUGAACCAGCACCUGACUGUGCACUCCGUGAAGCUGGUGAGCACAGACACCGAGGACAUCGUCAGCGCUGUCACGUCCGAAGGCAGCGACGGGAAGAAGCACCCUUAUUACUACAGCUGUCAUGUGUGUGGGUUUGAGACGGAGAUGAAUGUCCAGUUUGUCAGUCAUAUGUCCCUCCACGUGGAUAAAGAGCAGUGGAUGUUCUCCAUUUGCUGCACAGCAUGCGAUUUUGUCACUAUGGAAGAGGCAGAUAUGAAGGCUCAUGUCAACAACAAGCACACAGGAGUAAAAUUGGGAAAACAGAGGGGUGGAGAAAGAGAAGGGAGAGAAGAAUGCAAUUGGUUGUGUUCAAAGAUACCUGAAGAGAGGAAGACACCCAGUGAAUCUAACAGUCCAUCUUCAUCUUCGCUGUCAGCACUGAGCGACUCUGCCAACAGCAAGGAAGAUGCAGAUAUAACCCCAAAAAACAAGGGGUCAAACAACCUGCUAGUCAUUUCUGUAGUGCCUGGUAGUCAGACCUCAGUGAACGCUGAAGAGAAGUCAGAGAAAGGCUUUGAAUGUGUUUUCUGUAACUUUGUCUGCAAAACAAAAAACAUGUUUGAGCGUCACCUGCAAAUCCACCUGAUCACACGGAUGUUCGAGUGUGACGUGUGCCACAAGUUCAUGAAGACACCUGAACAAUUACUGGAGCACAAGAAAUGCCACACUGUCCCCACCGGUGGGCUCAAGUGCCCAUUCUGCAUCUACUCCACAAACCGCCCCGCAGCGAUGGAGUGCCACCUGAAGACUCACUACAAGAUGGAGUACAAGUGUCGGAUCUGCCAGACAGUGAAAGCAAAUCAGCUGGAGCUGGAGAUGCACAUCCGGGAACACCGCCUUGGCAACCAUUACAAGUGUGACCAGUGUGGGUACCUGUCCAAGACGGCCAACAAGCUGAUCGAGCACGUGCGUGUCCACACCGGCGAGCGCCCUUUUCACUGUGACCAGUGCAGCUACAGCUGCAAACGCAAAGACAAUCUCAACUUGCACAAGAAACUGAAGCAUGCUCCACGCCAGACUUUCAGCUGCGACGAGUGCCUGUUCAAGACUACCCACCCUUUUGUCUUCAGCCGCCACGUGAAGAAGCACCAGAACGGGGACUGCUCCGAAGAGGAGAAGAAGGGCCAGUAUUCAACCUCCAAGGAAGCCAGUCCUCUCCUACCGGUGAACAGCUCCAGAAACCUUCUGUCACCCCUCUCAGUUAUGUCUGCCUCCCAGGCUCUGCAAACAGUCGCUAUGUCAGCUGCACAGGGCAGCGGGGCAGAGCCGAACUUGGCAGUGAAAGCCUUGGCCGUCAAUGGCACUUCCCUGUGCUUUGAUAAAUACUGGAACUCAGAGUUUGCCCACCUUAUUCCUUUAACAAUGUUUUUCCCCAAAAACCACUACGAUCUCACAUUCCAUCCGCCCCGACCUCAGACUGCACCGGGAGGUGCCUCUUCACCUAAACACUCCUUCCUUGCCUACCUUGGACUAACAGAAAGGGCAGAAACUGUCUGAGGGCAGUUGCAUUCUGUACCAAAAAUACCCCAACAAACCCAGCAGGUACACAUGGCUGCAAAAUGUAGACCGAAGAGGUAACGAACACUUGUACUAUAUCGUUAGUAAGGUUUAGCAAAUGGCUCUGUGUAUAUACUUAUUGCAUUGACAUGAAAGCUGCUUUAUUAAAUCUCCAAGAGGUGACCUACUGCAUACUUCUACCUUCAGAGGCAUGUUCCCAGUACUCUUAUCUAAGAAACUAUUUUGUCUUGUUAAGCUGAAAAAAAAAAGAGUGUCCUUAAUGGCAAUCAGCACUUGUAAGAUUACAUAUUGAUGCAUUUUAUUUUUUGGGCUUUGUGUGCGUGCGGGUGCGUGAAAAGAGAGUCUGCCUGUAGUGUGCCAUGACAUUGCUUUUGCACAUCCCUUGGAUUGGCUUAUUUAAUUAUUAUUCUUUUCCCCCUUUUCACACACUCGCUCCCUCCCUUUUCCCUGUUUCCUCCUGAACUGUGGAGUUGUGGAAGAAGCAAUUGUUUGGGUCGGGGGGGGGAAUUGGUAUAUUAUUUCAGUGCUGUUUGCAGCUUCCUUUAGUUGUUUGAUGCCUUGUACUCAGUUGUCAAGGUUUGAGGAUUUGGGGUAGAACUGACGAGGAAAAGGUUGCUUUCAGCGCUGCAGGAUGAGAGUAUGACAAUGAAAACCAUGCGUAUGUACACACAUACACACAGCAGGCCCAAUUCUUAACUGCUACACAGGUGUGACAAACACCUGCAUCUGGGCCAUAGCAUACAUCUUUUGUUUUAAAAGGGCAUAUAAAUAUUAUAUAUAUAUAUAUAUAUACUGUAUUAUGCAGUGGUUACCUUUUAGUUUGCAGGAAACAACUUGUAUAACUAGAAAUCUAUGGUGGGAAAAAAUCCAACAAGGGGAUUUAAAAAAGGGUAUGGAUAAAUUCUGGGUAUAAAUACUCAGACUAAAAAAAAAAAAGGCAGUUUUGCACAGUGCUUUAGUCUUGCACUAGUUUGUUUCUCACUUGCAAAAAAAAAAGAAAAAAAGAAAAAACAAAUUGUGGGCUGAAGGUAAUAAGACUGUUUAUUUGAAAAGGUACCAGUAACUUCUUUAAAAUAUAAAGCUAUAAAAAGACGCUUUUGGAACCAUACAGUUCUCUUUUAUACCCUCAGUAUUUCAAUUGUACUUGCAAAUUUGACAGUCCUAUUGCUACCCUCCAUGUCAUUAGUAAUAUUUUAUUCCUUUUUGUUAAUGGCAGAUAGAGUGUACACUGCUAGGAAGCUAACUUUGUACUUAUUUAAUGCUCCUACUUGUGGUCAUUAAAAUGACAUGUUAUAUGUAGCACUUUAUUGCAGGAAGAAGCGAAUGCGGAUUGGUUGUAUAACCUUCGUUAAUCUCAAAAUGCCAAGAGUGAUCUUAAUUUAAGAGCAGCUAACUGACUGUUAAUUGAUUUGUGCCCCUUACACAACGUAAUGUGCCGGAAGAAAGACUGGGAUUAAAAACACUCUGCAUUAAAAUUGGAGGUAUAAAAUGUGAAGCAUUUCAAAAUUAUCCUAUGACUUACAGGAAUGCCUUCUUACUCAAUUAUUGUUUUCCACGGUGUCUCUCGGAUUUGGAUCUCACUGUCUUUUACCAGGUAUCAGAAGUGUCCGACCUAGCUUUUGCUAGAGUCCCCUCGCUGUCCCUUGGCCAAGCCACUGUAGGAGGUGCCCUGAGUCACAUCUGUCAUGCUAUCUACCCACCCUCGUGCUGCCCUGAAGGAACUUCUCUGGCAGGUUGUUGUGGGUUGGGGGGAUCCAACAACCCCUUGUUCGUGACAGCAGUACAGCAACGCCCUAGUUCAGGAAGGCAUUUCUUGUCCACAAGGGCUCUUAGCCAUAUGCACAACUAGAAACGUAACUCAAUCUUCAUUAGUUCUUAAAUGAAGCUUGUGUAGAAACUUUUUGGAUGCAAAACUUGCAUCACUUAACCUAUUUGCAAGAUUCCUACAUCUGUUUUGUAUUGAGAUGGCCAAACAUUCUCCACUGUCAUGACCAAGUUCCUCCUGUUUGGGGAGGACACCCUAAUCUGUGCCCUCCUGUUAACAUACUGGAAGCUAUUUACAAGGGGGAAAUAUCUAAAAUCAUAGCAGCUUAUCAUUUGGAAAUAUUAAUUCCAGGACAGAGAAGUCUCACCAGUUUAUUUACAUUCCAGCAGGCAGUUUUGGUUCCAACAAGCAUGUGGCGGUUCUGUCUACACAGUACAGAAAACCCAUCUGCUCCAAAGUAUGUAUAAACCUUUGUCAACAACUGUGCUUUACUCCAUCAGAACUCCUGGUAACACCUCUCCAGGAGCAGAGACAAAAUAGAAAAUACCGUAUUAGUAAAUACUCAAAGCAUAAAAAGUGUAAUAUCUCUGCAGCAUGAAAUCUGCAAUCUGCAUCCAGAAACUAUACCAGUUCUGUAAAACACACUCCAUGCGUGUAUCUCUGACCUCAUCACAGAAAAGCAAACACUCAAAAAUCAAAAAAGACUUGUUUGUCAAACUGACAGGUAAAGUACACCUGUCCAGGAGGAAGCAGGAAUAUUAGUAGGACACUUGAUAUAAACCAAAAGGCAGUUUAAAUAGGGCUGGAACUUCCAGGAAUGAGCUGUCAGCGUGCACGUGUCACCAGUGUUCCACUGUACCAGUAUCUGACAUGGUAAUGUUUAGUGUACCUGGGAAAUUUGUUUAGCACUUUGGAAAGGAUAAAUUAAUUCUUUCUGGCAAGUUAUAGAAGUUUUCUUUGUAAGGAAAAGUGUGUUAGGAGGUUUUUAUUUUUUUAAGAAAAUAAAUACACUAUUUAUCAGAGCUCAUGCAUAUUAAAAUAAUUUGUUUGCAGUUCAAGGCUAAAGAAAGGAAUGUUCUCCAGAGGUUCCCCCUACUGAUUAAUGACCAACAGUUCUGAUAAAUUCCCCCCACCAUAAAGGUAAUUUCAUACUGGUUUUCACUAUGCAUUCUUUAAUGAGAGCUAGCGUGUUUUUCCAUUCAGUAAUUCAGUUAAAGUUCUCAGCACUUUUUUCUUUCUUCUGUCCUUUUUUUUUUUACUUGUUGUAUUAUGUUCAAAUAUCAUUCUGUCAAGGUUUGUGUACAUUAAUAAAAAUUUGUAUUGUAUAAAGCUUUUUGCAUUAUAAGGCUGUACAGGGUCAUUUUGACAGUAACUGGUAUAUUUCUUUGCAUCUUAUGUUGCAUUGCCAAUUUCUAGUGUAUCCAGUUUGGAAGUACAAUAUACUCUAAUUAAAAAGGUUG
Molecule: messenger RNA, 7323 nt
Organism: Manacus vitellinus (golden-collared manakin)
Lineage: Eukaryota; Metazoa; Chordata; Aves; Passeriformes; Pipridae
Gene: ZNF827
Product: zinc finger protein 827
Exons: 15
Coding region: 1-4077 (1358 amino acids)
Biological process (GO): regulation of transcription by RNA polymerase II
Cellular component (GO): nucleus
Molecular function (GO): DNA-binding transcription factor activity, RNA polymerase II-specific; RNA polymerase II transcription regulatory region sequence-specific DNA binding
Source: RefSeq, a predicted model, not a curated record